Messenger RNA from Rhodamnia argentea, 1171 nucleotides. RefSeq names its product peptidyl-prolyl cis-trans isomerase FKBP19, chloroplastic. The transcript is spliced from 12 exons. Lineage: Eukaryota; Viridiplantae; Streptophyta; Magnoliopsida; Myrtales; Myrtaceae. Gene Ontology annotation, cellular component: thylakoid; chloroplast. Gene Ontology annotation, molecular function: peptidyl-prolyl cis-trans isomerase activity. The record is from RefSeq and is a predicted model, not a curated record. The coding region runs from base 61 to 840 and encodes 259 amino acids.
AUUAUCUUCCCGCGAAACACAAGUCUUUCCUUCUCUCUCUCUCUCUCUCUCUGUGCGUUAAUGGCGUCCAUUUCAGCCAUCGGACCGCUGCCAAAGUCCGCGCCGCCAUCUCCAAGACCUUCCGCGACGAGACGAAACGGACCCGCGAGGUCUCAUUCUCCACGGCAAGCGCGGACGAAUCUCCAUCCUCGGCUGUCUCUGUCCUCUGGUUCCGAGCCAUACUGCAGUGGAAGAGCGCGCGAGUUUCGGCGGCGGGAGGUUCUGGUUCCAUCGACCGCGGGGACGCUAAUUGGCGUCUUGUGGAGCGUUUGUGGCGAUCGAGUCGCUCUCGCUUCCGAAUUCGCCGACAUGCCGGCACUUAGAGGGAAGGAUUAUGGCAAGACAAAAAUGCGAUAUCCAGACUACACAGAAACAGAUUCAGGUCUUCAGUACAAGGACUUGAGAGUUGGAGAUGGUCCCACCCCCAAAGCGGGGGAGAUUGUAGUGGUUGACUGGGAUGGUUAUACUAUUGGAUACUAUGGCCGCAUAUUUGAAGCUCGUAACAAGACAAAAGGCGGUUCCUUUGAGGGAAAUGAUAAGGACUUCUUCAAAUUCAAGAUAGGAUCUCAAGAGGUAAUACCAGCAUUUGAAGAAGCUGUUGCUGGCAUGGCCCUUGGGGGUGUUAGAAGGAUCAUAGUGCCGCCAGAACUGGGAUAUCCAGAGAAUGACUUCAACAAAAGCGGCCCAAAGCCCACUACCUUUUCGGGUCAGCGAGCUCUGGACUUUGUCCUGAGAAACCAAGGGCUGAUAGACAAGACACUUCUUUUUGAUAUUGAGCUUCUUAAAAUCAUCCAGAGCUGAUCAACUGAAACAUGUCUUCAGUUGACGCAUGAGGCAACAGGAAGCAACAAGUGAUGGAGAGGGCAUUUUCCUAUGGCCUAGAGUGCAUUAUCUAGUUCAGCGCCCGCCCAACAAUAUUGAAGUCAUCUCUAUCAAGCGAAGGGAAAUUGAGGAAGUCACCUAAUCAAUUUUUUUUUUAUCAAUCUUGGAGAGGCUCUUUUGUUCUGUAAGGUGCAUUGUAGAAAGUAUGAAUUCCUUAUCUAUCUGCCCAAAUUAGCUGCUAUGUAUCCUGUCUCUAUUUUCCGGUAGCUAAGUGCGACUGCUUAGCUAAGUUCUAUUAUGUUACAGAGAA